Messenger RNA from Tigriopus californicus, 1139 nucleotides. RefSeq names its product oxidoreductase HTATIP2-like. Gene Ontology annotation, cellular component: cytoplasm. The transcript has 4 exons. NCBI's taxonomy places the organism in Eukaryota, Metazoa, Arthropoda, Copepoda, Harpacticoida, Harpacticidae. Bases 428 to 1117 code for a protein of 229 amino acids. The record is from RefSeq and is a predicted model, not a curated record. Gene Ontology annotation, biological process: import into nucleus.
AAUGUUUCUGCUUUCGUCUGAUAAGGAUGUUUCAAAGAGGGUCAUAGCUGAUCCAUAUUCUGAUUAUCAAUCUUCGACCAAAUCUAAAUUUUGCAAAGAGAUUGAAAACAGCUCCGUUUUAUCCAUACAUAUGGGACAUCCAAGUUAUGGUAUAAUGUAUCUUUUGUCCGUCAAGUUGAUACUUUUACUUAAACCAUUCAAUAAUCAAUUUUCAAGGUGCUCUGAUUUCGAUUUUGAGAGAAAUUGCUCAUCACCGACAUGAUUCUAUCCAUCUCUCUGUUCCUCCCAAAGCCUUUUGGAGUCGAGAUUUGUUGACUCUAUCCACCAAAGAACCGAAUUCUCUCUCUCUCUCUCUCCACCUUAUGUUUAUCUUCCAGAUAAACCUAACUGAUUUGGGGAACUUCUCCAGAGCAGACGUUAAAAAAGAAUGUCCAAGACAGCCAUUAUUUUUGGGGCUUCCGGUGCAACAGGACAAGAACUUUUAUCAGCCCUCACCUCCAGUUAUUCCAUCAAAAAGAUAAUCGUUGUAGUGAGGAAAGCUCGGGAAAAAUUUGAGCACCUGAAGAAUGUGGAACAAUGGGUUGUUGACUUUGACAAGUUGUUGAAGACUGAAGAGCUUUACAACUUUUGCGGGAUUGAUAUUGGAUUUUGCUGCAUUGGAACAACGCUUCAAAAGUCUUCCAGAGCCGAAUUUAUACAAGUGGAACGAAAUCUGGUAUAUCGUAUUGGCCAAGUUUUAAAGCGCGAUGGGUGUGAAGAGUUCCAUUUGGUCACUGGUUUUAUGUCCAACUCUAGUUCCCGCUUCUUCAUUCCCCGGGUUAAAGGAGAAAGUGAAGAUUUGGUGGCUGCACUUCAAUUCCAACGACUCGUCAUUUACCGACCGGGCCUUUUGAGGUGUUCCCGAUCUGAAUAUCGCCCUUGGGAACAUCUGGCGCAAUGGAUCUCAUCUUUGGUGGAUUUUUGGAAUCUAUGGUCCAUCUCAACCGAUCAGUUGGCUGAGGCUAUGGUGGAGGUUGUGGACAUGCCUGCGAAUUGUCUUAAAACCGACCGAAAAGAUUGUCAUAUUUUGGAACACAAAGACAUCGUUCAAAUUUGGCAAAGAGCCGACGGAACUUGAAAAUAAAAAGUCGCAAAACCUU